AUGGAGACGCCUAAGAAGAAGCUGAUGCUGACGCCGCCCCAAUCCACACCGAUUCUGUCGCUUCCGUAUGAUUUGCUAUUGAACUGCAUCGCACACGUGUCAAGGUUGUACUAUCCGACACUCUCCCUGGUCUCCAAGAGCUUUCGAUCUCUCGUUGCUUCACCAGAGCUAUACAAGGUCCGGUCACUCUUGGGCCGCACCGAGAGUUGUCUCUACGUUUGCUUAAAGCGCGGUUCUAAAUAUAGCUGGUUCACCCUAUGCCGGAAACCUGAUAAAUCCCUAACCAAUGAAGAAGAGGACACGAGUGAGAACAAGUCAAGUGGAUACGUUUUGGCUACAGCCUCAAUCCCACAUUCUACUUAUGCCAGGUUUGGGUCUAUCGUGGCCGUUGGCUCUAAUAUCUACAACAUUGACACAUCCACUGGAUCCGUUAGCGUCUCGAUUCUGGAUUGCCGGUCUCACACGUGGCGAACGACUUCUUCAAUCUUUCGAGUGAAGCGAAAGUUUUUGUCUGCAAGCGCCCUGGAUGGAAAGAUCUACGUUGCGGGAGUGUGCAAAGAAGAUGACGGUUCUUAUAAGAACUCGGUCGAGGUGUUUGACACAAGAACACAGAGUUGCGAUCCUGUGCCCAUCCCUUUCGGCGAGGAAUAUACGAAAGUAAACAAUCAAACCCUAUGUAUCGACGGAAAGUUCCAUGUGGUGCUUUUCGACAGAAGGUUGCUUCGCUACAGAAAGGUGAUUCAAGACAGAAGGGUGCUUGCUUACGAUUCGAAACAAGGUAGAUGGGACGAGGUACUUCGUCCGGGGAUGAGUCAUUAUAUGAUCUCAGAUUCUUAUUGCGAGAUAGACAAUGUUUUGUAUUCUGCUGCUAAUGGAGCCAUAAGAUGGUAUGACACUGAGGAAAGCAUGUGGAGAGAGGUGAUGAGUUUGGUGGGACUACCUGAGUUACCCGAUGGUGAAAGGAUUCAGAGAGAUGUUAGAUUGGCUGAUUAUGGUGGAAAGAUGGCGGUUUUGUGGGAAAAGAUCUCUCGUUAUGACAACUCGUAUGCUACGAUUGUUUGGUGUGCGGAGAUUGCGCUUGAAAGGUACCAACCUUGUCAAAUUCGGGGGAGAGUUGAGUGGUUUGAUCGUGUGCUUACAUCCUAUCAUUAUGACAUUGUCAAGGUAGUGGCUGCCACUCUCUGA
This is a messenger RNA of Microthlaspi erraticum, 1185 nucleotides long. The record is from the annotation of a GenBank genome assembly. NCBI's taxonomy places the organism in Eukaryota, Viridiplantae, Streptophyta, Magnoliopsida, Brassicales, Brassicaceae.